Molecule: messenger RNA, 1417 nt
Organism: Sipha flava (yellow sugarcane aphid)
Lineage: Eukaryota; Metazoa; Arthropoda; Insecta; Hemiptera; Aphididae
Product: LIM domain transcription factor LMO4.1-like
Exons: 6
Coding region: 267-1019 (250 amino acids)
Biological process (GO): positive regulation of transcription by RNA polymerase II
Cellular component (GO): nucleus
Molecular function (GO): DNA-binding transcription factor binding; transcription coactivator activity
Source: RefSeq, a predicted model, not a curated record
AGUCGGCGAUCCGAGGCGGCCGGCGACAGUGGCUGCCGACGCGCUGUUCAAACGGCACGUGGUCACCCGUAGACACGAACACACCCGCGUGACACAGCUCGAGUAGACGAACGCAAACCAUUUGUACACACGUGCCCGAGUAAGCUCACUCACGUACUUAGACGUAUGAAUAGGUCCUACACGCAUACUCGAGCUGAUCCACGAACGCGCACGUGACUCGAAGAAGUGACGAAAUCAUCGACAGUUUAAACCUAAAACCAGAAAUUAUGACAAUGGACGUCAAAGCUAGUCAAGUAGCGGCAAGCACAGCUACCAAAUCGAGUGGGAAUGUCGGUGCUUCCGCUGCAACGGGAGGCCAGGAAUGCGCUGGAUGUGGCAAACACAUAACGGAUAGGUUCUUGCUGAAGGCACUCGACCUGUUCUGGCACGAAGACUGUCUAAUGUGCGGAUGCUGCGGCUGUCGGUUGGGUGAGGUUGGGUCCACACUGUACACCAAGGCGAACAUGAUCCUGUGUAAAAAGGACUACUUCAGGAUGUUCGGCAACAAGGGCAUGUGCGCCGCGUGCUUCAAAGACAUACCCGCGUUUGAGAUGGUCAUGCGGGCCCGCAGCAACGUGUACCACUUGGAGUGCUUCGCGUGCCAGCAAUGUAACCACAGAUUUUGUGUCGGGGACCGCUUUUAUCUGUGCGAAAACAAAAUACUAUGUGAAUAUGAUUUUGAAGAGAGAAUGGUAUUCGCAAACAUGGCUUACAAUCCAGCAACUUUGGCUCAGUUAAAACGGCAUGCCACACAUAUACCGCCAGCGAUCGGUGCAGGAGGCAGAGCGGACUUACCUAUGACAGCGGGAAGUAAUGGGACCGGUGACCGUCGUACCACACCAACCGACUCCCAUCACCACGGAAAUCAUCAUCAUGGACAUCAUCACGGAGCACCCACCAGUAACGGGCACCAGUUCGGUGGUUCAGGCGCCACCACAAAUGGCGAUCAGCCUCAACUUCAAUUGUACGACGUAAAGUGAUGACGCAAAAACACCUACAAUUUCUCUUAGUAUUGCUCUUUUUAAAUUCGAUUUUAGAAUUAUUAUUUGUUAUUAGUUAUCCAGAAGUACAUUCUCGGUGGCUAAACACUAUUUCCAAUCAAUCCCAUUUGUUACUGACAGGAUGCGCUGUUCAGCUAGUCAUUACGUUUUAAGAAUAUUACUUUUUAUAAACGCAACAUUUUUUUGUUUAUUUAUUUAUUUUUUCAUUAGUUAAGACGUGAGAAAUAAAACCAACGCCAUUUUAAACGAUACUCACGCAUCGGCGAGUUUUCGAACGAGCCAUGCCAAUAAAAUUUUAGCCUUAUUAUACAUUUACAAUAUUGGAUCUAAUUUUUAAAAAUAUGUAUAAAGGUAUAUAUACAAUUUAAAAUUCCUUU